This is a messenger RNA of Syngnathoides biaculeatus (alligator pipefish), 978 nucleotides long. RefSeq names its product melatonin receptor type 1Ba (gene mtnr1ba). Gene Ontology annotation, molecular function: melatonin receptor activity. The record is from RefSeq and is a predicted model, not a curated record. The transcript has 3 exons. The coding region runs from base 1 to 978 and encodes 325 amino acids. Gene Ontology annotation, biological process: G protein-coupled receptor signaling pathway. NCBI's taxonomy places the organism in Eukaryota, Metazoa, Chordata, Actinopteri, Syngnathiformes, Syngnathidae. Gene Ontology annotation, cellular component: membrane.
AUGUCGGAGUAUGAAUCGUUGAAGAAUAAGACAGAAGACGGGCGGGAGCCAAGCCGGGGAGGCGCGCAUCCUGCAUGGGCACUCACAGCGCUGGCCAGCGUGCUGAUCUUCACCACUGUGGUGGAUGUGUUGGGGAACCUUCUGGUCAUCAUCUCUGUGGCCAGAAACUGUAAACUCCAAAAUGUGGUACCCCAGUGGUUUUGUUCUUUAGGACAUUCAAAAUGGUUAAUAAGUGGCUUCGUGAUGGGUUUGAGUGUCAUUGGCUCCAUCUUCAAUAUCACAGGUAUUGCCAUCAACCGGUACUGUUACAUCUGCCACAACUUCAGCUAUGACAAGCUGUACAGCAACCGGAACACACUACUGCUGGUUGCGCUCAUCUGGUUCUUAACAAUCAUGGCCAUUGUGCCAAAUUUGUUUUUUGGCUCCCUCCAGUAUGAUCCCCGUAUCUACUCAUGCACAUUUGCACAGACUGUCAGCACUUCCUAUACAAUCACAGUCGUGAUUAUCCAUUUCUUUGUCCCCAUUUCUGUGGUCACAUUCUGCUACAUGAGGAUAUGGAUCUUGGUCAUUCAGGUAAGGCGUAAGGUGAAAUCUGAGGUACGUCCUUGCAUCAAGCCCAGUGACUUGAGGAACUUCAUCUCCAUGUUUGUUGUGUUUGUGCUUUUUGCAAUUUGUUGGGCACCACUCAAUUUUAUUGGGCUUGCUGUUGCCACUUACCCAGAAAAGGUCGCACCUCACAUCCCAGAGUGGUUCUUUAUUGUGAGCUACUUCAUGGCUUACUUCAACAGUUGCCUUAAUGCCAUCAUUUAUGGCCUACUGAACCAGAACUUCCGGAGGGAGUACAAACAUAUUGUAAUGUCUGUGUGGUGGCCGCACCUCUUCUUUCAAGAAACAUCGCGAGGAGGGACUGAUGGUAUCCGCAGCAAACCAUCACCAGGACUCAAUAAUAAUGACCAAGUAAAAGGAGAAACUCUCUGA